GGCACACUUUCGUCCGGAUCCCAGAUCAGGUUGAACGGCGGAGGAGAGAGGGCGCUGCAGGUCUGGUUUAACUCGCAUUCAUGAAAGGCAGCCAAAUCAGCACAGUGCACGUCCCCGAGUGCAAGGAGUGUGCUAGGUAGCUAAGCUAACCGUCUACAGCUAGCAAACGUUUCGUUGUUUUUUUUGUUGUCUCUUUUUUUUUUUUUUUUACAGUGGAAAGGACACUCGCGUCUCUUACUAAACCACUGAGCUGAGAAGACUUGCAUCUACAAUAAGAUGAAGAAGUGGACAGACUCGGGGUUCUUUUUUGUUUACCUCUUAUUUAUUAUUCUCUGUUUGUCUUCAGCGUUCUAUCUUCCGGGUUUAGCGCCGGUCAGUUUUUGUGAAGAGAGUAAAGGAGGGGAUGCCUGCCAGACGAGCAUCCAGCUGUUUGUAAAUCGCUUGGAUUCUGUAGAAUCAGUUCUGCCCUACGAGUACGAUGUAUUUGACUUUUGCAAAGAUGCUGAAGAGAAAAGGCCAUCUGAGAACCUUGGACAGGUACUGUUUGGUGAAAGAAUUGAGACUUCACCAUACAAGUUCAACUUCAAUCAAGAGGUGAAAUGCAAACCUGUUUGCACAAAAUCCUACAAGAAGGGCAAUCAGGAGGAUGCAGCAAAACUGGAUUUCCUCAAGAGAGGAAUGUUGCUGAACUAUCAGCACCACUGGAUCAUUGACAACAUGCCAGUGACAUGGUGCUAUGAUGUGGAGGAUAGUCAGAAGUACUGCAACCCGGGCUUUCCCAUUGGCUGCCUUGUUACCUCAGAUGGCCGAGCUAAAGACACAUGUGUUAUCAAUUCGGAGUUCAAUAAGAAGAACACAUUCUACGUCUUCAACCAUGUGGACAUUAAGAUCACUUACCACAGUGGAGCAACAGAGGGAUGGAAAGGGGCUCGGCUGGUGGCUGCCACUUUAGAGCCAAAGAGUAUCAAACAUGUGGACGAGAAAAACCCAACUUGUGAGGGAGUCAGCCCCAUGGAGAUUCCUGGGGAAUUUGAAAAUGAAGUGACCGUAACUUACACUUACUCUGUCACCUUUGAGCAAAAUAAUUCCAUCAAAUGGGCAUCUAGGUGGGACUACAUCCUGGUUUCCAUGCCCCAUACCAACAUCCAAUGGUUUAGCAUAAUGAACUCUUUGGUCAUUGUCCUCUUCCUUUCUGGCAUGGUAGCCAUGAUCAUGCUCAGAACUCUGCACAAGGACAUUGCCAGAUACAACCAGGUGGACCAGGCCGACUCGAUAAAGAUUUCAUCGGCCCUAGGAAAAACCUCAGUGUCAUAUGAGGAUGCCCAGGAAGAGUCAGGCUGGAAACAGGUUCACGGAGAUGUGUUCCGCCCCCCCAGGAAGGGCAUGUUGUUGUCCGUGUUCCUGGGACAAGGCACCCAGAUCUUCAUUAUGACCUUCAUCACACUCUUCCUGGCCUGUCUGGGUUUCCUGUCCCCAGCCAACCGAGGCGCUCUGAUGACCUGUGCUGUGGUCCUCUGGGUUUUGCUGGGAACCCCUGCUGGCUACGUGUCCGCACGCCUAUACAAAACUUUCGGAGGUGAGAAAUGGAAGACCAAUGUUCUGCUGACAGCCCUCUUGUGCCCUGGAAUUGUGUUUGCUGACUUCUUCCUGAUGAACCUGAUUCUUUGGGUGGAGGGCUCCUCGGCAGCAAUCCCCUUUGGCACUCUUGUGGCCAUUUUGGCUCUGUGGUUUGGGAUCUCUGUGCCCCUAACCUUCAUCGGUGCCUAUUUUGGAUUCAAGAAGCCUGCUAUGGAGCAACCAGUGCGAACCAACCAGAUCCCCCGUCAGAUUCCAGAGCAGUCAUUCUUUACCAAACCCAUCCCUGGCAUCAUCAUGGGGGGCAUCUUGCCCUUCGGUUGCAUCUUCAUCCAGCUUUUCUUCAUCCUUAACAGCAUUUGGUCUCACCAAAUGUACUACAUGUUUGGGUUCCUGUUCCUGGUUUUCAUUAUUCUGCUCAUCACCUGCUCUGAAGCCACAAUCCUUCUUUGUUAUUUCCACCUGUGCGCUGAGGACUACCACUGGUGGUGGCGCUCCUUCCUGACCAGCGGCUUCACAGCAGUCUAUCUGUUUAUCUAUGCCGUCCAUUACUUCUUUUCCAAGCUGCAGAUCAUUGGGGCAGCAAGCACCAUCCUCUACUUUGGCUACACCAUGAUCAUGGUUCUCAUCUUUUUCCUCUUCACGGGUACUAUUGGCUUCUUUGCCUGCUUCUGGUUUGUAAAUAAAAUCUACAGUGUGGUCAAGGUGGACUAACAGGCAGAGGAAGAGACUGACCCUUUGCUCUCCAACUACUGGCCUUCUCGGUUUUGGUUUUGAGAGGAAACGGUCUGAAAGGACUCUUGACUAAAACCUUUGCUAAUCUCGUAAAAGAUCUGAAGAGCACAGCCGUCCUCUUUGUGCUUGAAACCUAUGUGGCUUUUGUUUUUCACUUAUUUCAUGUACACUGUCAACCAGUAAUUAGCUUUGAUAUGAAUGGCACCUUGAACAUGCAAGGAGAGUUCCAAAGAUCUGACUGCCAUAGUGGGCUGCUUGUUUUGGUGGAUUUAAAACAGCAGAUUUUAAGUUACUUUUUUUCAUUUUCUUUUUUUUUCUUUUCUUUUUUUUU
Lampris incognitus (smalleye Pacific opah) is the source of this 2641-nucleotide messenger RNA. It is a transcript of the gene tm9sf5, whose product is annotated as transmembrane 9 superfamily member 2. The record is from RefSeq and is a predicted model, not a curated record. Gene Ontology annotation, biological process: protein localization to membrane. Bases 277 to 2289 code for a protein of 670 amino acids. Lineage: Eukaryota; Metazoa; Chordata; Actinopteri; Lampriformes; Lampridae. The transcript is spliced from 18 exons. Gene Ontology annotation, cellular component: membrane.